This is a messenger RNA of Cladophialophora bantiana CBS 173.52, 1461 nucleotides long. RefSeq lists its product as uncharacterized. The transcript is spliced from 3 exons. Lineage: Eukaryota; Fungi; Ascomycota; Eurotiomycetes; Chaetothyriales; Herpotrichiellaceae. The record is from RefSeq and is a predicted model, not a curated record. Gene Ontology annotation, molecular function: transmembrane transporter activity. The coding region runs from base 1 to 1461 and encodes 486 amino acids. Gene Ontology annotation, biological process: transmembrane transport.
AUGGUGCUCGUAGCGUUUGCCUCCUGCUUCUCUCCAGUAAGCAGCUUCAUUUAUUAUCCUGCUCUUACGGCAAUCCCGAAGGACUUGCAUACCACUCUGUCCAGGGUCAAUUUGACCAUAACUUCUUACAUGAUCGUGUCGGGCGUUGCACCUACGCUAUUUGGGAGCAUGGCAGAUCAAGUGGGAAGACGGCCUGUUUAUCUUCUCAUGUUUGUUCUUUAUGUUCUUGCCGACGUCGGAUUAGCCUUGCAGAAUACUUACCCAGCUCUACUGCUGCUCCGCAUGCUUCAGAGUGCUGGCGGUUCUGCUACAAUUGGUCUUGGAUAUGGUGUCGUUGGCGAUAUCACAGAGCCUUCUGAGCGACCUGUGCUCGGUGGCGUGCUCGCUGAGAAGGCGGGGUGGCGCUGGAUUUUCGGGUUCCUGGCGAUUUCAGGCGCUCUCAGCCUCGCGCUGAUUGCUGUCCUGCUGCCAGAAACUGGGCGCAACAUUGUUGGCAAUGGUUCCCAUCCUGCCCCUGUUUUAAACAACAGUCUUCUACUCCUCUGGCAAGAAAACAGGCAAAGGAAGAACCCCCUGCCAAUGCCCGAAGGAUACCGCACAGCUACAUUAGAAGCUGUUUCCCUCAUAGCGAGGUCAAGGACACCAAAUCCUCUGGGAAGUGUGCAUAUAUUCCUGCAAAAAGAAAGCGCCACCGUCAUCCUCAUCAAUGGAGUCUUUUACAGCGCAUACUGCUGCCUGCAAGCGUCCUUGUCGUCUCUAUUCAUCACCAUAUACGGUUACAAGGAGCUGGAGGCUGGCUUGAUCUACCUACCAUUUGGCGUGGGAUGCUUUGUUGCGUCCUUACUCUCAAGUAAGUACGAAAGCACUCUUUUCAAUAUUUACCCGAAACCCACCCUUUUGUUGUAUCCUGUAAUUAACACGGUUUCUACUUCCAAAGGGAACAUUCUCACGCAUGACUAUCGCUACCUUGCUGUUCGCCACGGUCUUCCUACCUCCAGCGCCGAAACAUCCCCGUCCCAGAGACUCGCGUUUCCGAUCUUCCACGCCCGUCUACGAAGCAUGACCUACCUGCUUCCCUUUUCCAUUUUUUCUCUCCUUGUGUACGGCUGGGUCCUGGAGUACCACGUGCACCCUUCCAUCCCACUUGUCUUACAAUUCUUCAUCGGCGGCGCCAUGACCAUUGUGUUCAACGCAUGCGGGACUCUCCUCGUCGACCUGCACUCGACUCGUCCGUCGACUGCCCAAGCAGCUCUGAAUUUGCUUCGCUGUGCCCUUGCCGCAGGAGAACUUGCGGCAUUACAGCCGCUCAUCGACGCCAUCGGUACGGGCUGGUGCUACACCGUGAUUGCCUUGAUGACUGGAGGCAUUGCUGGCGUGUGCGUCUUUAUUGGGAGGGUAUGGGGUGAGACCUGGAGAAGACAAAGGGACGAUAUACAGAACACUACUGAGGAGAUCGGGUGA